Molecule: messenger RNA, 762 nt
Organism: Carya illinoinensis
Lineage: Eukaryota; Viridiplantae; Streptophyta; Magnoliopsida; Fagales; Juglandaceae
Exons: 3
Coding region: 131-667 (178 amino acids)
Source: RefSeq, a predicted model, not a curated record
UUCACUGAGCCAUUUGUUUUCGCUCCCCUGCCCCUAAUGCCCUACUCCCUCCCUGUUUACGCACCAUGAACACUGACCCAGCCCCCAUGCUGUUUCGUCCCCUCGAAGUUGUUCCUCCACGGCAGUGGCCAUGCCGGUAAGUUCUUCGACACCGUUCACCUCUCUCUCUCUCUCUCUCCCCACAGUGAGUGUCACCGUCCUCACACCGGAGCAGACUGUCCUUUCUCUCGACCACUGUAAGCCUUUCUACUUUUUUUUCCCGUCUUUGUGUACGAAACCGCAAACCGCGGUGACUCCAACCCACCGCCGCCGUUCUCUACACUACGACACCACCGUCGAAAGUUGCCCGACUGCUGCCGGUAAUCCCACUUCGCGCCACCGCAAUUGUCGUCCGUCAUACACGUUGGUGCAGCAAUUUGCUGCAGAGAUUGGGUGGCUGCAGAGUCUUGGUUGGUGUCGAAUACAACAAAAUAACGAAUGGUGCGGGGUUGGUUUCACACUGCAGGUGGUUUUCAAUAAUCACCCCCUCUACCCAAGUGUGCCAUACCAGACUGCUUGCAAACUGAUUCAUUCUUCAAAUGAACGCACAUCAUUCUUUGACAUAAAGACUUCUGCUAUCGAAUACGCUCUAAUGUACCCUAGGGUGCUCAGCAAUGUACAAUACUAAUCAAGUUCAAACAGUGUUGGAACUUGAUCUUUGUGACGACUUUUUUCAACAUAUCUGCUGGAUUAUCUUUAAUGCCAAUCUUCUGAAGUUUGAUA